Molecule: messenger RNA, 417 nt
Organism: Teleopsis dalmanni
Lineage: Eukaryota; Metazoa; Arthropoda; Insecta; Diptera; Diopsidae
Product: atypical kinase COQ8A, mitochondrial-like
Exons: 2
Coding region: 16-396 (126 amino acids)
Biological process (GO): ubiquinone biosynthetic process
Cellular component (GO): extrinsic component of mitochondrial inner membrane
Molecular function (GO): kinase activity
Source: RefSeq, a predicted model, not a curated record
AGUACUCAUAUCAAUAUGGUAUAUUUGUAUUUCCAGGUUAUUAUUUGUGCAGCUAAUAACAACCGUCAAGGAGUUUUAGAAAUAUCGCAGAAAAUGGGAUUUCUUACCGGAUAUGAAUCGAAACAAAUGGAAGAAGCUCACAUAGAUGCUGUAAUGAUUUUAGGCGAAAUUUUUCGGUUUAAUGGUGAAUUCAACUUCGGACGUCAAAAUACAACAGAACGCAUUGCUAAUUUAGUGCCUACAAUGGUGGCACACCGUUUGUGUCCACCACCUGAAGAAAUCUACUCAAUACAUCGAAAGUUAUCUGGUAUUUUUCUUUUGUGCUCGCGAUUAAAUAUAACCAUGAAUUGUAGACCAUUUUAUGAAGAAAUUGUUUUAAACAAAUUCAAGGAUUAAACUUUAUAGUUUUAAUAAAAA